AUGUCGUCCAACAAUCGCAUUUUGACCAAAUGGGAACCCGAUUAUAGUGAGCCCGAUAACAUGAAACAAACAAGCAUUUGGCGUGCACAAGUGAUUCCUACAGGUUUGCGCAAUGAUGAUGUUUGGAGUGGUAGUGGUACAUUGAUCGAUGAAAAGAAAGCAAAAGAGGCUUUAGCGGCAGAAAAGAAAGCAAAUCGCAAAAAGACUUUGGGAAUGAUUGCUGUGGCAGCCGCAACAGCAGCUUUGGCAGGCGCAGCAAUUCAUGAAUGGGAGAAACAUAGAGAAGCAAAACAAAAAGACUCAAAGGAAGAAAAGGAAACACAACAUAUGCCUGGCGAAUUUUCUGAUUCUCAUCAUCAUCAGUCUUCCGGCAGCAAAUGA
This is a messenger RNA of Meira miltonrushii, 381 nucleotides long. RefSeq lists its product as uncharacterized. The transcript has a single exon. Lineage: Eukaryota; Fungi; Basidiomycota; Exobasidiomycetes; Exobasidiales; Brachybasidiaceae. The record is from RefSeq and is a predicted model, not a curated record. Bases 1 to 381 code for a protein of 126 amino acids.